Molecule: messenger RNA, 1591 nt
Organism: Populus euphratica (Euphrates poplar)
Lineage: Eukaryota; Viridiplantae; Streptophyta; Magnoliopsida; Malpighiales; Salicaceae
Product: actin-related protein 2/3 complex subunit 2A-like
Exons: 9
Coding region: 245-1144 (299 amino acids)
Biological process (GO): Arp2/3 complex-mediated actin nucleation; actin filament polymerization
Cellular component (GO): Arp2/3 protein complex; actin cytoskeleton
Molecular function (GO): actin filament binding; structural constituent of cytoskeleton
Source: RefSeq, a predicted model, not a curated record
ACUGGUGAUAGUGAAAGUGAAAGUGAAAGUCAGAGAGAAGAGGAGAGGAGAAUCCUAAGCACCUCUUUGAACACUGAUAGACAGGACUCCUCUCUCACGUUAACUCCGAGGAAAGAAACGAAGGAUCUCACAGCUCUCUCUAUCAUCAUCAUAAUCGCUUUCACUUGGAAAACAGAAAGUGAACAUACACGGAGAGAGAGAGAGAGACAGACUUGAAACAACACAGAGCUAAAAGUAGAAAUCAAUGAUUUUGUUGCAGUCCCAUUCCAGAUUUCUCCUUCAAACAUUACUGAAUCGUGUCCAAAAUCUUGAAAAGGCAGUUGAAUUGGAUUACCACUGGGUGGAGUUUGAUGAUGUUCGUUACCAUAUUCUGGUGUCAAUGAAGAAUCCAAAUGUCUUGCUGUUAUCCGUUUCGUUACCAAUCCCACCUCCAGAAGCUGUUUUCAUAGGUGGACUUCCGUUUGGAGCCAUAGAAGCUUUAAAGGCUGCUUAUGGUGUGGUUGUGCAGAUUCUUGAUCCUCCCCGAGAUGGCUUUAACCUCACUUUGAAACUCAAUUUGGGGAAACUUCCACUUCAUGAAGAGCACAGGUAUGCUCUCUUGGUAAAGAUUGCAUCUGUUAGGGAAGUGGUGCUAGGUGCUCCAUUAAGAGUAGUUUUAAAACAUCUUUCAUCAAAGACUGUUAUUCCUGGUAUUGAUGGGCUUCUGGCCCUCGUGCAUCGGUCCAAAGAGUCUUUCUUCCUUGUUCCUCAGCCAGACAAGGUUACUGUGGUAUUUCCCAUGAGAUUCAAGGAUUCCAUAGAUAUUGCUUUUGCUACUUCCUUCCUUCAGGAAUUUGUCGAAGCCAGGCAUACAGCUGGACUUAAUAAUGCUCCUCCUUGCUUGUGGUCUCCUAACCCACCUCUUGAAUUGAAGGAAGCCCCUGCUGAAGCAUUGUCUGCAAAUGCAGGAUUUGUUUCUUUUGUCAUUUUUCCUCGUCAUGUGGAAGGCAAAAAGUUGGACCGGACAGUGUGGAAUUUAUCAACAUUUCAUGCAUAUGUUAGUUAUCAUGUUAAGUGCUCGGAGGGUUUUAUGCAUACUCGCAUGCGAAGACGUGUAGAAUCUAUGAUUCAGGGCUGUACUGCUGUACUUGAUCUUAACUCAUAAAAUCCAUUAUUGACGCCCGCAGUUGGAAUGGCUGUUUGGUUGGUGACAGUGACAGGAAUAUAUUGCCAUUACAGGCAACUAAAGGUAAAGCCACAGCAAUGGUGUCAGUUAAGUGGAAGGCUAGAACCAACAAUUUCCUAGGAAAUUCCUGAAACUGCUGCCUAAAUGACCACAGAAGCGCAGUGUUGAGUUUUGCUUUGCAGACGAGUCUUUGCUUAAAUUUCUCUUUCAGCCAUUCUCGUUUUGGUAUCCAAGGAUUAUGGGAACAUGUUCAGAUAGUUAUCCAAAAGAAACGCGUUUCUCUGUCCUUUCUGGACUUUGAUUUCUCAGGGCCCUCAAAUUUCCUUGCAUGGUUUUUGGCUAGUCAAUGAUUCAAAGAAAAGAAGAGGUUUUUUUUUUUUUUUCCUUUUAUUAUAGUUAAGGGCUCAUAUAGAGUAACACACUUUG